This is a messenger RNA of Bemisia tabaci, 5784 nucleotides long. The record is from RefSeq and is a predicted model, not a curated record. Lineage: Eukaryota; Metazoa; Arthropoda; Insecta; Hemiptera; Aleyrodidae.
UCAGUUCAGACCGGGGGUUCGCCACGCCGCGCCGUGUUGUCAGGGAUGGGGACACCACGUAACCUCCAAGGAUGUUUUCGAAUGGCGAAUCCGGCAUCAAUUGCGAUACUUGCAGCGGAGUGAAUAAGCUCGAACUUCGAGUCGGCUGAAAUCCGGCAAGCAGGCGGGAGCUUGGGUCGUCAUGUCUGUGUCUUCCGGAAAAGGCGGCGGUGACGGCGAUUGCCAAGGACCCGAACGAAAUCCUCACCCAGCGGUAGCGGCAGCGGCGGCGGCGGGCAGUCGCGCGUCGGGUUCCGAUAUUCCAGCUGAGUCACCCGAGGAAUCGUGCGAAAUGACGAGCGUUUUAGCAACCAGAUCCCUAGAUGAUUUCAAGAACGUAUCCGAAGAUGGUUGGCGUUACAAACCGGAAGGAUCGUAUCUACCACCAGUGGGAGCUUCCAGAAAACGAUCUUUAUCUUCACUUUUACAGCAAAAAUGUGCGGGAGCGGGAAGCGGGGCGAUGUCGACGGUGUACUGCGAGGUGGAGGUGGGCAAGUCGCGGGAGGGGCUCCGGCUCUCGCUGAACCGGAGCCUGAGCGAGCCGGGGCCGGCGGCGGCGGCGCCCCUCCCGGCCGCGGCGGCCCCCGCCAAGCGCUGCAAGGUGGACUGCUUCUCCCUCCCGGCGAGCCCGUGCUCCGAGAGCGCCACCCUCCAGAAGGCCCUCCUCGCCAAGUGCGUGCGCCUCUUCGAGCCGGAGACCCUGGCCGGGCGCCUCGGGCUCGGGCAGGUCAAGUCCCGGAGCCUCCUCGUCGUCGACUGCCGCCCCUUCCUGGCCUACAACGUCAACCACAUCCGCGGCUCCAUCAACGUCAACUGCUCGGACCGCUUCAACCGGCGCCGGCUCCAGCAGGGCAAGGCCACCCUCGCCGACCUGGCCACCACCCGCGAGGGGAAGGAUCUUCUGAAGAAGCGCACCAUCAAGGAAGUGGUCGUCUACGACGAUUCCACCUCCGACCUGGAGCGCCUCCCACCCAACCACCCCCUCUUUCUCGUGCUAUCGUCGCUCGUUGAGGACAACCGGGAACCGGCUAUUCUUCUAGGUGGCCACAAAGAGUUUGUGAAGAAGCACAAGGAGUUCUGCGAGGACGCGCUCCUGCCGCCCGGGGACCCGGCCUCGUCGCCGUCGGCGUCGUCGCGGUGCCAGUGGGAGAUCCUGGGCUCCCCGACGACGGCGGCGGCCCUGGACUCGCGCUGCGCCUCCGACAUCGAGUCGCACCCCGCCUCGCGGGUCCUCCCCCACCUGUACCUGGGCAACCAGCGGGACGCCGAGAACCUGGACGUCCUCCGCAACCUGGGCAUCUCCCGAGUCCUCAACGUCACCUCCGAGCUCCCCGGCUACCACGAGGAGCGGGGCAUCCUCUACAAGCACCUCCCCGCCGCCGACUCCAGCCACCAGAACCUCAAGCAGUACUUCGAAGAAGCAUUCCACUUUAUCGAGGAAGCCAGGCAGAGCGGUGGAAGCGUCCUGGUUCACUGCCAAGCAGGGAUCUCGCGUUCGCCGACGAUCGCCAUCGCUUACAUGAUGAAGCACCGCAGGCUCAGCUUGAUCGAGGCUUACAAAGAGGUGAAAAACGCCAGAACGAUCAUAUCCCCCAACUUCAACUUCAUGGGACAGCUCUUCGAGCUGGAGCAAAGUCUGAAAGCAACUCCAGUCUCGAGCGAUUCACAGUCUGAUUCCUGUACUCCCGCCCCGGCUCCUUGUCAUCCCUGCAGAUGGAGUCCCCAGGCCAACGAGGAAGUGUCCUCUGGAUGCAGCGUCUAAGGAGGAUUCUGUCCUCGGAAGUGUCCUAAGGAUGCAGCUUCUAAGGCGGAUUCUAUUCUUGGAAAUGUCCUCGGGAUGCAGCGUCUAAGGCGGAUUCUAUCCUCGGAAGUGUCCUCAGGAUGCAGCUUCUAAGGCGGAUUCUAUUCUUGGAAAUGUCCUCGGGAUGCAGCGUCUAAGGCGGAUUCUAUCCUCGGAAGUGUCCUCAAGAUGCAGCGUCUAAGGAGGAUUCUAUCAUCGGAAGUGUCCUCUGAUGCAGUGUCUAAGGCGGAUUCUAUUCUCAGAAGUGUCCUCUUGAUGCAGCGUCUAAGGCGGAUUCACCCUCCGCAUCCCUCGUUAAAAAGAAGUCUCACUAAAUGGCCCUCUCUCAUAGUCUAAAGAUAUGCUUGAGCAUAUCCUCCCCAGGGAUUGUAGACUUCGACUACUUGUGUCGCUGAGCCAAACAGUCAGGAAGACUGUCUGUACUUCGUAUUACUUAAAAGUGAAGUGUGUGUCAUUUUCUGUGUCCUCGUUUUCAGCUGCAAUUCAAGGUCAUAUAGCAAGCAUCAGAAACUUCAUGUUUUCACAUUGGUAUGGUCGUUUGUUUUCUUGAAACGCCCGAUGUGGAUAAGUUUGCUGUGUGUCAUUCGUUGCAUCUAUUAAGGACUGACGUAUCCCAAGAAUAGAUCAAUGUUUAGACAUCAAAUAAUGUUCCUGUUUUAAAAGAAGCUAUUGUUUAUUUUUAACGCUUUGAAGGUCUAGUUCGUAGCACUUUCGAUGACGAUCACGGUGCAGACUUGUUAAGCAUGGAAACUUAGCUUGAGCCGACGUCAUUUUUAUCAUGUCACUUACUCUAUUUAUGAGUUUCAAUCUCAAUUGAGAACUAUUUCUGGGAUGCGCAAUCGAACGUCCUGAUUGGACCAUCGAUGCAAGUCUUUUGCUGCGUUACGUUGUAUGUGUUAAUAUUUGAAAGCAAAUGAUAUGCUCUCAUUCACAGUCAACGCAGUGCUGUAGUUGCAAAACUAUCCCAAAACUGAUAUUCAGAAAAAAGGAACAAAAAUUAAUCUGAGAAGUGAUAAUAAUGGUUUGUGUAUUUUGAUUGAUGAAAUGGAUGGAAAUGGUUUGAAAAGUAAACUAUUUUGUUCUUAUCUAGUCUCAUAAUAUUAAUUUAAUAUUUUUUUUUUUUUUUUGUUCUUUUCCCCCUCUAUUAUAAUACAUAGGCUGUGGUAAUUUCUUAGUUCAUUAUGCAGAUCCUUAUUUGGGGUAGUCUGGUAAUGCUUAUGUCCCUUCGAUGAACUUCCUCCUAAAUAAGAGGCAAUUCCAACGUGUAAUUAGAGUAAGAAUACACGUGAAAGUCAAAUUGUGUCUUCUGUUGAAUUGUCUAACCCAACAGAAGCAAAAUUGCAGGAUUUAAUUAGGUCCUUAGCAGACUUCAGAGGGCAAGUAGCAUACCUCCGCAGAUAGUGAAUUAAUUGGCCUGUCUUACUUUGAUUUGCAAGCUCAAUUAAUUGGAUUUAGUAGUCACUUUGACCAAUGAAUCGCAUUGUCAAGUCUCGGAGUGGAAUACCUACUUGCAUACCUAUUGAUAAUUUGAUAACCCUCUGCUUGAUCUGAACGACUUCGAAAAGUUUAGCUGGUAAAUAUUACAAAGAGUCUCAGUUUUGAUUAUCUUCCCCAAAACAUUCUCUCUACUUUCAGUCACAUUUAGCUUUCUCUGUUUUCCACGUUUGUGUUCAUGUUCCAUCAUUAAUUAAUUAAUCCCAAGUGAAUUCAAUUCUCCAUUAAAGAUAAUAGCCAUAAAAAUGUGUUUGUUACCAAAUUAUUAGAGAAAAAAAAUAAAUCCUCAGUCCAUGUUAACUCUACCGUUCAUGGUAGAAUUCGUCAGUACCUUUUUGAAAUUAUUUGUAGAAAAGUUUUAUUUGUAUAAUUCCUAUACCCUCUGUCAAGUUUCUGUUCCCCCCUUCCCCCACCUUUUUUCUAAUUUCAGUACAUAUUUGAGCUUUUUUUAAUUCAGUAACUCACAAUUAUCUUGUACUCGUCUUCAGAAUUUUUAGAUUUCACCUUAUAAAUUAUCACCUUUAUUUUAAUGACCUCUGUGAAUUGUGAAAAGGUGUCUGCUUUUGGAUUUUCAUGACUCAACCAGUAGCAAAAAUUACUAUUAAGUAUUAAUAACAAAUGUAUUUAAGUCAUAGUAGUUCAUACUACUUGGUAUUGAAAGUACCUAAUCAAAAUUUUGAGAAAAACACACUCUGGUUAGAGGCAUGAGCUCGAAGUUAAAAGGAAAUAUCAAAUCCUGUAUUUCCAAAAUUACGUUCACUUUGUUCCAGUUAAAAACUGUAGAAAAAUAUGGGGGAAGUCACCUUGUCUUAUUUUUGACAUAUCCUGUCCUCAAUGCCUUUCCGCACUUUAACAGCAAUGUGGCAUUUUUUUUUAUUUGAAGAAGGCAAAGCCUUAACUCUUUUCCUCCCUGUUCGUGAUUUUUAAAUUCCCCUAUUUUUUUGCUUUUUGUCGAUUUAUGUGAUGAUAAAGAAAAAGAGAGGCUUAUUAUUUCUUAUUGAGCACCAUUCUCAUCCGAAAUUGAAGUCUCUUGAAAUGCCCCUUUUUUUCUCCGUUUGGUCCUUUCUUUCCCUUUUCCCAAAGUCUUUGUAGAAACUCAGAACCGAAGGGUCUGAGAGUGAAGACCAAUCAACUCCCUUCUCUUUAAAGCUAAGAUUCUAAAUUUUCAGCCAAUGUUUUGCCUUUCAGCGCUACUCAGGUAAUUUUACACAAAAUAUGUAAAAACCACGUUUGUUUGCAAAACAUUUAAGUCAGUUUUUAAGUAUCGCUUAAAAAAAGGAAGACAAAAUUUGCAUAAUCUUAGCGGUGAGAUGAUUAUCUCAGCAGCCCCUCCUCCCUUCAGUUUAUCUCUAAAUCUUUCCUGCAAAUUAUUUUUAUUUAUUUAUUUAAGUUUGUGUUACCCCUACCAUUAAGUCAAAUGUUCUGAGUCUUUUUGUUUCUUGUAUUUAUGUGUUAGUCGUUCAAAUGGAUUUUUAUAAAUUUUGUGGAAGAUUGUACUGUACAUUAUUUGAUCGGUUCAGAAGAAUAUGACGUGUAUUUAAUCAGCGAUUUUUCAGCUGCUAUUCCUCAGGUGAAAACUGAGGGUGAGUCAUUUUGACACUUAGCUUGCAAUGAGUAUCAAUAUAUUUAAAAAAUGGAAUAAGACGUUGCUACUGGAAAGCAAGUAUAAUUUGAACUUCAAAAGAAGGGCUAUUAAGUCUUUUUUAUACUUUGCCAGAGUAUGUCCUUUUAGUCUCAUUCCCUCUCCCCUCCUCUCUUAAAGUUCCUUUCCCUACUCAUGUUUUUUUUUUGGCCUAUGAAGCCUUGAUAAUUCAAAUCAUAAAUUAAUUUAAAACGCAAAUAUUUUUUCUAGUUUCUCAACUAUUUAAUGUACUUCUUGAAAAUAACCUGUACCUCUUAGAAAAAAAUUCCUCUUCAGUUUUCACUCCAGAAAUUAUCAACUCGGUAGCUUACCGAAAUCCACCUCUGUUAGUUCUUGCUUAGUGAUGUGUAAAGUUUGGAUUUUUUCAUGUUGGUAACAGUGUAUGUCCUCCAGUUGAAUCCAUUGUUAAUAAUCGACUCCAGGUGUAGUAGCCUGUUUUGAUAGGUAUCGAUUAUCUAAUAUGUUAAAUGGAGGAAAUUCACUGAUACCAACUUGCAGGAGUUGCCGCUGAUGGUUUAAACCUGAAAUGGAAUUCCUGCGUCAUCUCUGAAGGACAGAAUGACCAUAAAAAGAUUCUACUUCCAACAAUCAUGACUUGUAUGAGCCCUCAUUCAUAGCAGCUGAUUAUCUUUGAUUAUUUCGAUUGUAAGAUUUGAUUUGUGCCUUCUCUAGUAUUGUACUUUAAUUUUUACCAUUUCUUUUUGCUGUAAAAAUUCAGUUUGAAAUUUAUUGAAAGAAGAUACCCUUGUAAAGUAAAUUUGUCUGUAAAUGUAAUUUACCUAAUGAUUAUAUUGUGUAUCAUACCAAA